This is a messenger RNA of Daldinia childiae, 4077 nucleotides long. Its product is annotated as Multidrug resistance protein 1. Gene Ontology annotation, cellular component: membrane. Gene Ontology annotation, biological process: transmembrane transport. The record is from RefSeq and is a predicted model, not a curated record. Gene Ontology annotation, molecular function: ATP hydrolysis activity; ABC-type transporter activity; ATP binding. The transcript has 18 exons. NCBI's taxonomy places the organism in Eukaryota, Fungi, Ascomycota, Sordariomycetes, Xylariales, Hypoxylaceae. Bases 1 to 4077 code for a protein of 1358 amino acids.
AUGGACCUUCUAUCAGCAUCUGCUCCACCUGGCAGGACGGCCUCGAUAACAUCAGUGUCUUCAGCAGCCUCGCUAUCGGAACAUGGGAGUCCCGCACUGUCUACUAACCCACGCCCUACAAUAAACUUGAAGCCGUCACUAUCAUCACUUGCUAAACCCCCAGAGUCACAAGCCGGGGGAACAGCUCUCUCACCAAUCCCAUCGGCGUCCCCUGGAAACAGCGUUCCGCCAGGUUCACCAGUCAACGCGCCUAAGCCCGUGGCCGCUCCAGCAGUACCCCCUAAUCCCAAGGCUAACAUACCGUCCGAAACGGAAAAACUUAAGAAAACAAGUUCAACUUUCUUCAGGAUCUUUGGCUAUACGACAUGGCACGACAGGGUGAUGCUAUCAGCUUCGGUGGUGGCCUCAAUGGGGGCUGGUGUUGCUUUCCCCCUGAUGACCCUCGUGUUUGGUCAACUCGUUGGAAGCAUCGCAAGUACCAGAGCUGAUCUAAGUGCCGAGGGUUCCAAGGAUCACUAUUCUCAGCUCAUAAACGAAUACGUUCUUUUCAUGGUAUACCUCUUCAUCGGGAGGUUUGUAUUAGGGUAUAUUGGUACUCUAGGAUUCCGCAUGAUGGGUUUCCGUAUCUCUUCAGCGAUGCGAUUAGCUUAUUUCAGAGCUCUACUAAGCCUGCCAGUAUCGCUGUUAGACACUCAGCCCCCUGGGCAAGUGGCUGCUAUCAUAACAACUACGGCAAACACACUUCAAAAUGGAAUUUCCGAGAGACUAGCAGCAAUUAUUCAAAACCUGUCCAUGUUUAUUUCCUCGAUUGUCAUUGCCUUUACCCGCAGUUGGAAAUUGAGUUUGGUUACCAGCAGCGGCAUGUUUCUGAUCACAAUAUGUUACUGCGUUACCAUCCCCUUCGUCGUGAAGAACAUGAAACAAGUCGAAGAAGCAAACAUUAAGGGCUCCGCAGUCGCAAGUGAAAGCUUCGGCUCCAUCAGAAUGAUUGCUGCAUACGGCGCUGAAGUAAAGAUGGUGAAAAAGUAUCAAGAGUGGGUUGAUGAGGCGCAACGUAGGGGCCUUCGACUAUCAAAGAUAGUUGCUUUUCAGCAGGGCACAAUCUAUUUCAGUGUAUAUGCGACCUUCGCUUUGACCUUUUGGUACGCUGUCAAGAUGUUGAUAAAUUUUGAAAUUCCUGAUGUAGGAACAUUAAUCACUGUCUUAAUGUGUAUAAUGAUGAUAGUUAUGGGGAUCGGUGGUAUUGCAGCACCCAUUUCUGCUGCUGCUCGAGCAGCCGGUGCAGCUAGUAUCCUAUUCAACGGCAUUGAUGCACCGAAACAAGCUGUUGCCGGGCUAAAGUAUCCCGAAGUCUCAGCAACAGGUGAUAUUGUAUUGUGGGGGGUCAACUUCACGUAUCCCACGAGGCCCAAGCUCAAGGUUCUCGACGGUCUAAACUUGAUUUUGCCAGCAGGGAAAACGACAGCUAUUGUUGGACCUUCCGGUUCUGGAAAGAGUACAAUUGUGGCUCUUAUUGAGAGAUGGUACGAUUUGGAUGGAGACUCGGAACAGAAAAAAUUGAUUCAAUACUUCCGUAAUGGUUCAGUAACAAUUGGCGGUACAAAACUAACAGACAUCGAUUUAAAAUGGUGGAGGUCUCAAAUCGGACUCGUACAGCAGGAGCCUUUUCUCUUCAACGCAACUAUCUUCCAAAACGUUGCAAAUGGUCUAAUCGGAACAGAAUGGGAGGAUUGCGACCAUACCAAAAAGAAGGAAUUAGUAGAAUACGCCUGCAAGGAGGCUUUUGCCGACGAAUUCAUAGCUCGACUUCCCGAGGGAUAUGAUACGCAGGUGGGCGAUGCUGGUAUAAAACUGAGCGGCGGUCAGCGUCAAAGACUGGCGAUCGCUCGAGCUAUAGUCAAGCAGCCGAAGAUCCUCAUCCUAGAUGAGGCGACAAGUUCUAUUGAUGUUCGUGGCGAGAAGGUUGUCCAAGCUGCAUUAGAUAAAGUGUCUCAAAAUCGCACUACGAUCAUGAUAGCCCACCGGUUGUCGACAGUGAAAAAGGCAGACAACAUUGUGGUGCUCGCCAAAGGCAAAGUCGUCCAAUGGGGAAAUCACGAGAGCCUCAUGGCUCAGAUCGGCGGACCUUACUGGCUUCUUACCAACUCGCAAAGACUCUCGAUGGGCGACGAGGCCGACAUUCCUGAUGCAUCAUCCGAGGUUACAGAAGUAGAAAAGCGGACUAUGGAUCUCAUGACUCUUGACGAGACCAAAGCCGAAGUUCGGGAUAGCGAAAGCACUGUGGUCGAAAAAGCAGCAUUCAAGCCGAAGGGCGUAAUGGGAAGUUUUGGCGCUAUGCUCGUAGAGCAGAAACCGUUCUGGCCAUGGUAUGCGGUGAUGGCUUUUGGUGCUGUGGUCGCUGGUGGGAGUCCACCUGUUCAAGCCUUCAUUUUCGCAGCCCUUAUCUCGUCUUUUGCAUACUGGGGCGAAACAUUAAUCGCUGUCACUAACUUUUGGUGUCUCAUGUUCGUUGCGCUUGCGUCUGCAGCGGGAGUGGGCUACUUUGCUUUGGGAUAUUCUUCAACAGUUGUCUCUUUCUAUAUAACUUCAACCUAUCGGCGGGAGUAUUUCCAAAACAUCAUUUCUAAGACCGUGUCCUGGUUUGAUGGUGAUGGUCGAUCAAUCGGUGCUCUCACCGGAAUCGUGGCCAGCGAUCCUACACAGCUUCAGCAACUACUAGGAACGAAUAUGGCUUUUGCGGCCAUAUCGAUUCUUAGUGUCCUUGGAUGCUUAAUCAUAUCCUUCUACUUCGGAUGGAAACUCACCAUUGUUGCUCUAUCGUCUGCUAUGCCUUUGGCUCUGGCUGCUGGGUUCUUCCGCAUCCGUGUCGAAAAGGGGUUCGAGACUAUGAACCUAAAGGUCUUUGGAGAGAGCGCCAAAUUCGCUACUGAAUCUAUUGGCGCUAUCCGUACAGUAACGGCACUUACGUUAGAGGAUAGCAUCUGUCGCAGAUACGAAGAGCUACUACAGGCGCAUGUACAAAAGGCUUUCAAAAGAUCUCGCUUCGCAACUAUAGUAUUUUCGGCAAGUGAUAGUUUACCAUUCUUAUGUAUGGCCUUUGUACUAUGGUAUGGAGGUACGCUGUUGGUAUCAGGAGAGUACUGGACAUUCCAAUAUCUGGUUGUUUACAUUGCUGUGGUACAAGGUGCCACAGGAGCAGGACAAUGGCUCAGCUUCGUACCCAAUAUUGCGCAAGCUACCGCAGCGGCAAAUAGAAUCCAGGCCAUGAGGCAUAAUAAUAACGGCGAUGGUCGGGGUGUUACCAUAAGUGACGAGGCAGUUGACGCGGAUACUCGAGGAGUCAAGAUCGAGCUGCGAGAUGUAUGGUUCAAGUAUCCGACAAGGGAUGUUCCCGUGUUGAAUGGAUUAAACAUGACUAUUGAGAAAGGUCAAUUCGCGGCCAUCGUUGGGCCAUCCGGCUGUGGAAAAACAAGUAUUGUCUCCUUGUUAGAGAGGUUCUACAGUAUCAAAUCUGGAAGCAUAACAUACAAUGAUAUCGACAUUGAUAGUAUCGACCUAAGAGACUACCGCAGAACAAUCUCGCUAGUGGCACAAGAGCCAUCACUAUUCAACGGCAGUAUCAAGGAGAACAUACUCCUCGGUGUUGACCCUGAUAAGGUCACCGACGAAGAUUUGGAGCAAGUAUGUCGCGAUGCCGAGAUCCACGACUUUGUCAGUUCUCUCCCGGAAGGGUAUAACACAAAGGUAGGUAUCAAAGGAAUCUUGCUAUCUGGCGGGCAAAAGCAACGCCUAUCAAUUGCUCGAGCACUUAUCAGGGAUCCGCGGCUCUUGCUUCUAGAUGAAGCCACCUCUAACCUCGACUCGGAGACGGAGAAACUCGUACAAGGCGUCUUCGAGCGAACGAAGAAGAGUCGGACUAUGAUAGUAGUUGCCCACCGGCUCGCUACGAUUCAAAACGCCGACGUUAUCUUCGUGCUUGGCGAUGGCCAAGUUCUAGAAUCCGGUACCCAUAUUGCCCUCCUCCAGAAGCGAGGUGUGUACUUCAGCAUGUGUCAAGCACAAGCUUUGGAUAGGUAG